AUGGACGAGCAGGAGAAUGAAGAGACGCGGCCCCGUGUAAGUCUGGAGUUUGUGGAGAGCUCGAUCCUGGAUACGAUCAUUCCCGCCGCAAGCAAUUUGAACAUUGAGAAAGCCUUAAGUGGCUCAGUGGAACGGCUUGACGAGGGAGGUCACUCCCGUCUGGCAGCUAUUACCCAGAGGCAGGCACUCUUUUUCGAUGAAACUGUCGAUGCCUACGUUGUCUUGCAAACUCCAUAUUUCGACGAGAUCACCCUAAGGUCAUACCUGGGAAGACUAGUUAUCAACCUCGAGGCACAGGUCGUCAACUCGAGACAGGAAGGCGAUGUUGGCCCUCCAGGUCAGGAAACCAUAUACAGCGGCUCCAUGUCGGAAAGUGAAGAUCCCUUGAUCAUUGUGCAAGGGCCUCAUAAGGCAGACUCAGAUGCCAGUCAGACUCAUGUUUUGAUUGUGUGGAAGCUAUCUGCAUUCUUGGUCAGACCUAGACUACGCUUACAGAACCCAUCUGUUGUGUUCUCUGCAAUGGCGCAUCUGAAGCCUGUCGAGCAGGUGCAAAACUCGACGCUACGAGAAGAAUAUUUGCCAAGUCAGGUCCCAUCCGGUAUCAAUAUAUUAGAGGCAUUCAGCGACGAUGCGGCACUGGGUGGUGUUAAGCCACGUCUAUCUGCGCUGCGAGUUUCUCGAGUUGCCCCAGCAGUUCAAACAGCGAGAGAGAUGAUGCGCCCCCUCAAGAACACUUCCCGGCAGUCAAUCAAGGUUCUUCCGGCUAUAAACGCUCGCGUGAGGUACUCAAGACCGAACAGUACACCCAGCAAUCCAGCAGUGAUUGCAUCAGUUGAUGUGGACAUCACCCCAUUCGCUAACUGCGAGGUAACACUCCAGAAAGUGACACUCCAAAUGAAAGGUGGCAAUGUCGAAGACCUGAAUUGCAUUUCUGGCUUGUCACUACCCACAAAAUCCCUGCCUCAAGAUGAUAUCACAUUCCUAUACCGCCUCUGUCCGGAUGACCUAGAUGCGACCAAUAAAUCUCUAGUCCGGAGCCUCGAAAUAUCGGUCCAGGCACAAGCGCAUCUCUCUUCAGUCUGCCAACCUACCAUCUCCAUGCAUUGGACUACCUCUCUGGAUUUCACACCCCCAGUCAAUCCAGGCUUCGGAAAUGCUACCCAACCAAUUCAACGACCACAUCGACCAACCCAGCUGUCCAUCGGGUCGACGCUCGAGGCAACAGCUUCAUCGCUCGCCGUCAGCCGUCCAGAGUCUCUCCCCUCACUGGACACCUUAACACGUCAUCAACGCAAUACAUCUAUUCCCGACUUUGGGGUCACCAUGACCUUCACAGGACCUUCCUCUGACAAACCCAUCUACCCCGGCGUACCGUUUGCCUGGUCUGUUUUUAUCGUGAACCGAUCUGAUCGACCUCGAAAGCUUGCCUUGACGGUAAUUCCUAAUCGUCGACGUACCGAAACGCGUACCACUCGUCCGCCUUCAGCUGGCUACGGAAAUGCUCGUAAGGAUGGCAAAGUGGCCGACGCAGUUGUGGACGAGAAGAUUGUCUAUGCCAUGCAGAAAAAUGCCGCGGUCGAGACUACAGAGAUAGUGUGUUUGAGUACGGAUACGCGCGUAGGACCACUGGCACCUUCCGCAUGCUGUGAUGUCGAGUUAAAGUUUAUGGCGUUGAAGGCUGGCAUCGUAGGUGUGGAGGCGGUGAGAGUUGUUGAUCUGGGUACACAGGAGCAUGUUGACAUCAGAGACUUACCGAGUAUCGUGGUUUCUCCGCUAGUUGAGGAUUAG
Molecule: messenger RNA, 1788 nt
Organism: Drepanopeziza brunnea f. sp. 'multigermtubi' MB_m1
Lineage: Eukaryota; Fungi; Ascomycota; Leotiomycetes; Helotiales; Drepanopezizaceae
Biological process (GO): intra-Golgi vesicle-mediated transport
Cellular component (GO): trans-Golgi network; TRAPPII protein complex
Source: RefSeq, a predicted model, not a curated record